UCCAACAAGGAUCAUCGGAGAUGGCCUCGACGACGUCGACGACGGUGAUGGUGGCGGUGGUUGUGGCGUCGCUGGUUGGCGGCGCGGUGUGCGGCCCUCCCAAGGUCCCCCCCGGCAAGAACAUCUCUGCGACGUGCGACGGCAAGUGGCUGGACGCCAAGGCGACGUGGUACGGCAAGGCGACGGGCGCCGGCCCCGACGACAACGGCGGCGCGUGCGGGUACAAGGACGUGAACAAGGCCCCCUUCAACAGCAUGAACGCGUGCGGCAACUCCCCCAUCUUCAAGGACGGCCUCGGCUGCGGCUCCUGCUACGAGAUCAAGUGCGACAAGCCCGCCGAGUGCUCCGGCGAGCCCGUCAUCGUCCACAUCACGGACAUGAACGACGAGCCCAUCGCCGCCUACCACUUCGACCUCGCCGGCACCGCCUUCGGCGCCAUGGCCAAGAAGGGCGAGGAGGAGAAGCUGCGCAAGGCCGGCAUCAUCGACAUGCAGUUCCGCCGCGUCAAGUGCAAGUACCCCGCCGACACCAAGAUCGCCUUCCACAUCGAGAAGGGCUGCAACCCCAACUACUUCGCCCUCCUCGUCAAGUACGCCGCCGGCGACGGCGACAUCGUCGCCGUCGACAUCAAGGAGAAGGGCUCCGACGAGUUCGUGCCCCUCAAGCACUCCUGGGGCGCCAUCUGGAGGAUCGACAGCCCCAAGCCCAUCAAGGGCCCCAUCGCCAUCCGUCUCACCAGCGAGGGAGGAACCAAGCUCGAACAGGACGACGUCAUCCCAGAAGGAUGGAAGCCCGACACCGUCUACACCUCCAAGCUCCAGUUCUAAUUCCUUUAAUUAUUUAAUCCACCUCCACCAAUAUAUUUCCUUCCUUCCUUUUUUUUUCUUUCUUUCUAUCAGUCAGGAGGAUCGGAUGAUCAUCCAUCCCUCCAUCCUAUCUUUCCCUCCCUUAAUAUAUAAUUCAUAAAUAAAGGAGGCGCGCAGCAGCAAAACACACCCUCAUUUAUCACAUUUUACAAUAUUCCUCAACCCGUUGCGUCUUCA
Setaria italica (foxtail millet) is the source of this 1043-nucleotide messenger RNA. RefSeq names its product expansin-B11. The record is from RefSeq and is a predicted model, not a curated record. The coding region runs from base 21 to 827 and encodes 268 amino acids. Gene Ontology annotation, cellular component: extracellular region. The transcript has a single exon. Lineage: Eukaryota; Viridiplantae; Streptophyta; Magnoliopsida; Poales; Poaceae. Gene Ontology annotation, biological process: sexual reproduction.